Molecule: messenger RNA, 522 nt
Organism: Caenorhabditis remanei
Lineage: Eukaryota; Metazoa; Nematoda; Chromadorea; Rhabditida; Rhabditidae
Exons: 3
Coding region: 1-522 (173 amino acids)
Source: RefSeq, a predicted model, not a curated record
AUGACUUCACGUCUUCCAUUCAGAAUCACUUUAAUUCUGAUUCUACUGAUUUCAAAUUCCCCCACUGCUCAGAGAAACCGUCGCAAACAAAAGUUUGUCAGACUUCCCAGUGGAUUCACAUUUCCAGCAGAUGCAGCAAGUAACUUUCAGAGGGAUUCCUAUAUUCCAGCUACAUUUGCUCCCCCAUCUGAAAAAAUUCUUCAAGCUCCACCACGAUAUGUGACAGGAGAUCAUGAACCUUCUGGUGGCGGCUCUUCUUCCCAGAACUCAGAUAGCCACGGAAUUAAUUAUGCAGAAUAUAAAAAAGCAAUGCAGGAAAAUUACCCUGCUCCAGCCGCCCCAGUUUCAGAAGGAACAUCACAUAAUUAUCAAGCAUCACCUCCCCCUGUAGCAGCCACAGCACCUACAAUCCCUCCGGUUACUGUAGUUGAGUCGCCUGGAAUGCCGCCUGAUCAGGCAACUACAAUAGCCCCCGGACCAGCAACCACUGCUGCAACUAUGGGAUUGAGAAAAGAGAAGUGA